Gopherus flavomarginatus (Mexican gopher tortoise) is the source of this 2595-nucleotide messenger RNA. It is a transcript of the gene NENF, whose product is annotated as neudesin neurotrophic factor. The record is from RefSeq and is a predicted model, not a curated record. The transcript has 4 exons. Lineage: Eukaryota; Metazoa; Chordata; Testudines; Testudinidae. Bases 1 to 504 code for a protein of 167 amino acids. Gene Ontology annotation, cellular component: endomembrane system; membrane.
AUGGCCGGUGGGCCCGCGCGGCUGCUUGCUCUGGCGCUGGGCUGCCUGGCCGCCGUGGCCGCUCUGGCGGAGCAGCAGCAGCUGCGCUUCAAGCCGGCCCCGGCCCCCACCCCCGUACGGCUCUUCAGCGAGUCCGAGCUGGCCAGAUACAGCGGGCAGGAGGAGGGACAGCCUAUUUACAUGGCUGUGAAGGGAGUAGUAUUUGAUGUCACUUCUGGAAAAGAAUUUUAUGGAAAAGGUGCCCCGUACAACGCCCUCGUUGGGAAGGACUCAACACGAGGAGUUGCAAAGAUGUCACUUGACCCGGAAGAUCUCACUCAUGACACAACAGGGCUCACGGAAGAAGAGCUAAAAUCCCUGGAUGAUAUCUUCAAUGAUGUGUACAAAGCCAAAUAUCCUAUUGUUGGCUACACUUCUCAAAGAAUUCUGAAUGAGGAUGGCAGCCCCAAUCAGAACUUUAAACCUGAGGAUCAGCCACAUUUCAGCAUUAGAGAUGAAUUUUGAUGAAGGAUUUAGCAUCCUGAAAAUCCUCAGAUGGACAUUGUAGAACGCUGUAUGACUGGGAAACAUUGACUGUUUCUAAGGCAGAAGAACGCUUUCUAUGAAUUAUGUAUCUUUUUUGUAUUUUUGUUAUCUGUCCCCCCGCUCAACGAGGAUAAUGGCUGAUUACUAGUGUUGUGAAUUCCUUCAGGUAGUGAACCAAAUACAAUUUAAUCAGUGGCAGGUAUUUGUGGAUUGGAGGGAAUUAUUUCAAUAAAAUUCUCACUGCCAAUAUCUUGAUUUCUCUUUUUUAAUAUAAAAAUAAAAAUUGGAUAACUAAAAACUCAUUCCCUGAAGGGGAGAAAAUGUCCUUUAAUAGCUGAAUCAUGGGACAUGGGGUUUUGCCAUUUCUGGGUUCUGUUCACUGUUCUGCUGCAAACUUGCUGUAUUACAUGAGUCACCUUACUUCACUUCUCCAUGCCUCAGUUUCUCCAUCAACAAAAUAGGUGUAAUAAGGCUUCCUAUCUCAGAGGAGUGAUGUGGGGUUUAAUAUUCAUCCUCUUUGAUUACAGUGGAUAUAUAAAUGCUGACUUCCUGAAAUGUACUUAAAUGCUGUAUAUUUAUGCAAAGCCCAGUGUUAUAAAACAAAGAUUUUUCUUCUGGAAAAUGUACUAUUUAAUUACCUUUUGAUUUGAUAUAGGCUAUGGGCUACAAUCGGCAGCUCUGCUGCGAGAUCUCUAAUGGAGCUGCUCUACCCUGACAGGAGAGAGGUCUCCCAUCGCCUUAAAUAAUCCACCCCCACCAAGCAGUGGCAGCUAUGAUGACAGAAGUUCUCCUGCCAACAUAGCGCUGUCCGCACUGGCACAUAGGUGGAUGUUACUUAUGUUGCUCAGGGCGGUGGCUUAGUCACACCUCUGAGUGGCAUAAGUUAUACUGACAUAAGUGGUAAUGUAGAUAUGGCCUAAAUCACUCUUAUUAUUGUAGUAGUUUCAGCAAAAUAGCACUUUUUUGUAAUACAUUUACAUGGGUUUGUCAUUUAAAAUUAGGUCAUGAUGGUUGUUUAGUAUCCUCAACUCCUAAUUCCCACAAACCAAGAGAAAUUAUAACUUAGGACCUCUGGUUAUCAUAAAGUCUUUGUUCACAUAUUGUAAAGUAGAAGUUUACUGUGAUUAUUUCAGUCUGACCCGAAUAUUCCCAGCUUCUCUAUGCUGUCAAUUAAACUCUGGUUGACUCUAUACAUAAGAGCAGGAACUAGGGUGCUGGAGCGCCUCCUGGCUUGAAGUAGUUAUCAUCAUAUGCAGGCUUUACAGUUUGGUUCAAGAGCUCUCAGCACCCCCUCUACACAAAUUGUUCUAGCACCCUUGUCUACCAGUGCUUUUUCCAUUUUUAAUCUCUCUCAGUUCUCUGCACUAUUACUUUUCCUAGCUUGAUCAUUGCCACUCCAGUUCCCUUGAAAGAUGUGUGUGUGUUCUUUUUCUGUUUAACCUAAUAUACAACUCCAGGUCCUGCUGGGGGGGAAAACAAGUCCUCUCCUCUGUCAGAUUUCUCUUUGCAGUCUUUCAGGCUGCUUUUAAUUUACAUAGCAACCAGAGAACAUUAAAUGCUUGUGCUAUACCAAGUGCUGCUGACUUCUGACUUCCACUAACUGAAGUCAAAUGCUAACUGUCAUGUAUGUGGAUUUAUCUGCUACCAUGAAUUAGCACUGAGAAACUGAGCAGCUGCUUCCAAUUUCUUAAAGAUAAUUUGCUUCAUUAUGUUAACCUUCUGGCUGCUUUCUUUCAAAGAGUAAAUGAUUGAAUCAUUUAUUCUCCUUCUCCUGGGAUCUGUACGCUGUAUAGCCUAUUGUGGGAGAAAAAUAAUUGUCUGAUCAUUUAAAAUAAAAGUUUUUUCUUUUAUCCCUUUCAUAAAGUCAUUGAUAUUUACUCUAAAUUUGCUUUGUGCCUUAAGCCCCUUUUUUCCCCAUGUAGCCAUUCAGCAGUAUUGUGUAAGAGGUUAAAGCAACGGACUCCUGGUGGAUACACUCUGCCACUAAGUUUCUGUGUACCUGAGGUUACCUGUGCCACUUAACUGCAUCACAAAAGUUCUAAUUAAUAAAUGUUUGUAUUUAAAGCUACA